Molecule: messenger RNA, 1280 nt
Organism: Lactuca sativa (garden lettuce)
Lineage: Eukaryota; Viridiplantae; Streptophyta; Magnoliopsida; Asterales; Asteraceae
Product: transcription factor MYB14
Source: RefSeq, a predicted model, not a curated record
CUUUAUAAUCUGUCCUUUUUUGAUCCGUACCCUUAUAUAAACCCUUCACGCUUCCCCCCUUUGAUCUAUCACACACACCAUCUUCUUUGUUAUUCCUGCAUACAGACAAUUCUAAGAAAACACUCAAAAAUCUCAUCGAGUAUAAUAUAUUUCAAGUGUAUAAAUGGUUAGAUCCCCGUGUUGCGAGAGGAUGGGGUUGAAGAAAGGCCCAUGGACACACGAAGAAGAUCAGAUCCUCAUCGACUACAUUAAAAAGUAUGGCCAUGACAACUGGCGCGCUCUCCCUAAACUAGCUGGUUUGUUAAGAUGCGGGAAAAGUUGCAGGCUUAGAUGGACUAAUUAUCUCAAUCCAGAUAUUAAAAGGGGUAACUUUACUAGAGAAGAAGAACAAACCAUCAUACAAUUGCAUGCAGCCAUAGGAAAUAGAUGGUCAGCAAUUGCAGCACAAUUACCGGGACGUACGGAUAACGAAAUUAAAAAUGUUUGGCACACUCACUUAAAGAAGAGAGUUCAUGAGGCUGAGAACCAAUGUCAAGCCUCAAAUUUUCAGCAACAAAAGAUCAAAUUAGAAGAGUACAUUGAGUUAUCACCGACGUCCUCCUCUAUAAAAUCAUCAGAUAUUAAUUCUGAUCAUGCUCAUGAUCAGACUAGUGACAGUCAACUCAAUUCUCCUAACUGUGAGAUUUCUUCAGUUAUCACCACGGAUAAAGGUGACAUGCAAGUUUUGGGACGUUUACAAGAAAUGGAUAAUGACUUAUGGUCAGAGAUUUUCUCAGGUGAAAACUCCGGUGAGUUAACGGUGAUGGAAGCAGGUUACAAAUACACGUCAAGCAUGAAUGAUGACAUGCAGUUUUGGUUCAAUGUAUUUACGAGAGGGGAGGAGUUAUUAGAAUUCUAAACGGGGUAACGGUUUUCUAAUCACUAUAUUCGGUUUUUUCGUUACUAAAAACCAUUGUUUUUAAGCACAAAAUCGUUGGUUUUUGUUAAUAAGAUCAAAGAGAACAGAAUGUAUCACUAACGUGAAAGAGCGAGUUCAGAUCAAAAUCUUGGAUUAAAAUUCUUGUGUUUUUACCUUUUUUAAUUUUUAGAUGAUACGAUUGACUCGAAGAGUAUUAAUUAGAAGGUGACAAGUUUGACGAAUUCAAAGUCAUUGUUGAUAGACUAAAUGCAAAAAUAGGACAAGUGGAGAAAACUUUUUAACAAAAAGUAAUUUAUAUACAAAUUGGCUUCUUAAUUUUCUUUUAUAAAUAAUCAUAUUGUUUAACCAUACCGUGGCUGCU